GACACUGGGCGAUAAGACUGUUGUGAUAACGCCUAAAACGUGGGUUGCUCCCAACGCUCGUCGCCGGCCACAGUCCUCGUGUAACCAAUCAAGAGAAGAUAAAGGGAAGGGAGAUGGCGAAGGAAGAGGAUUGAGUGGCGAUGGCGUCUGCUCUCGCUCUCUCUCUAAACCCUCCUCUUCUCUCCAACAAUUCGCUUCCUUUGCUGUCUUCGCUUCCACCUUCACCUUCUCUCCAUUCCCAGCUCUCCCCCGCGCUUGCUUCUUCACAGAAGCGUCGUGUUUUGAAGCCCCAGAAGGGUAUCCCGGGAGCGUCUGCUGAAGGAGUUCCAAGCAAGUUGGUCGAAGAUUCGAAAUUCGUUCCAUUGAAUGCUGAAGAUCCUAGAUAUGGCCCCCCUGCUUUGUUGCUAGUAGGCUUUGAUGCAGAGGAGGCGGGAAAGAUCCAACAACUUCUGAAAGAGAUGGACGGCGAAUUUCUACAGAUUGUGUACUGCACUGAGAAUAUGGUCAGCCGUUCCCUUUGGGAAGCGGUGCAUACAAGACAGCCUGAUUUCAAGGCAAUCAAGAUUGCAAAGAAUGUGCUGCGAAUCUGCUUCUUGUCGGGUCUCAGCGGAGAGGAGAUGAUGAUGUUCAUUGAUGCCUUUCCCGAAACUGGACUGGAACCGGCUGUGUUCGCAGCUCUUGUUCCCAACAGCGCCAAUAAACCAGUGCAGGAAUUGAUAGAAGAAAUAAUGGGAGAUCAUGAAAUGCUUACUGGAAAGCAGUAAGGCACGACCUAAGAAUGUAAGAAUCACUUUGAAGGAUUGUGAUCAUCGUUAGCACAUAGACGGACACCCUUUUUUGUUUGGUUAUGGCAAGGAAAUUAUCCCAAUAACAGAUUAUUGUUGCACUCCUAUUCAAAUUCCAUGGCAUA
Rhodamnia argentea is the source of this 910-nucleotide messenger RNA. RefSeq lists its product as uncharacterized. The record is from RefSeq and is a predicted model, not a curated record. The transcript is spliced from 8 exons. NCBI's taxonomy places the organism in Eukaryota, Viridiplantae, Streptophyta, Magnoliopsida, Myrtales, Myrtaceae. The coding region runs from base 141 to 764 and encodes 207 amino acids.